Messenger RNA from Zea mays, 4172 nucleotides. RefSeq names its product splicing factor-like protein 1. Gene Ontology annotation, molecular function: zinc ion binding; mRNA binding. Gene Ontology annotation, biological process: regulation of mRNA splicing, via spliceosome. Gene Ontology annotation, cellular component: nucleus. The record is from RefSeq and is a predicted model, not a curated record. The transcript has 2 exons. Bases 122 to 2374 code for a protein of 750 amino acids. Lineage: Eukaryota; Viridiplantae; Streptophyta; Magnoliopsida; Poales; Poaceae.
AGAACGCUGAGCGCACGCAUCCCCGAAACCCCUAAUUCUCCAUUGAUCUUUUCCCUUCAGAAAACAGAGCGAGUCCAAUUCGAGACGGCUCUCCCCACAUCACCACAGCGCAGCCGCAACCAUGGCUUCCGCCGAAACCCUAGCCCGCUCCCCCUCACGCGAGCCCUCUUCCGACCUGACCCGCGCCGACUCUUCCGAGCCCCACCACAACAUCGAUGGCUCCGGCGCGGGCGCCGGAGACUCAUCCCGCCGCCGCCGCCGCUCCCGCUGGGAGCAGUCUAACGACGACUCCGCCGCCAACAACUCCGGCGGCGAGGGCGGGACCGGGGGCCGGAAGCGCAAGACGCGGUGGGCCGAGGAGGAGCCGCGCCCGGCGAUCGCGCUCCCGGACUUCAUGAAGGACUUCGCCGCCGAGAUGGACCCCGAGGUGCACGCCCUAAACGCGCGCCUCCUCGAGAUCUCGCGUCUGCUGCAAUCGGGCCUCCCGCUCGACGAUCGCCCCGAGGGGGCGCGCUCGCCCUCCCCUGAGCCUGUCUACGACAACCUCGGCAUCCGCAUCAACACCCGCGAAUACCGCGCUAGGGAGCGCCUCAACCGCGAGAGGCAGGAGAUCAUCUCGCAGCUUAUCCGCCGCAACCCCGCCUUCAAGCCCCCCUCCGACUACCGCCCACCCAAGCUCCAGAAGAAGCUCUACAUCCCCAUGAAGGAGUACCCAGGCUACAACUUUAUCGGCCUCAUCAUUGGCCCUCGUGGCAACACGCAGAAGCGCAUGGAGAAGGAGACUGGUGCCAAGAUUGUCAUCAGGGGGAAGGGUAGUGUCAAGGAAGGGAAGCUGCUCCAGAAGAGGGACCUCAAGCCAGAUCCCAGCGAGAACGAAGACCUCCACGUGCUUGUUGAGGCAGAUACACAGGAGGCACUGGAUGCAGCUGCUGGUAUGGUGGAGAAGCUGCUCACCCCGGUGGAUGAGGUGCUCAAUGAGCACAAGCGGCAGCAGCUCCGGGAGCUUGCCGCGCUUAAUGGAACAAUUAGGGACGAUGAAUUUUGUAGGACAUGUGGUGAGGCUGGUCACAGGCAGUAUGCUUGCCCCAACAAGAUGAACACAUUUAAGAGUGAUGUUCAGUGCAAGAUCUGCGGGGACGGUGGGCACCCAACUAUUGAUUGUCCGGUCAAGGGCACUUCUGGGAAGAAGAUGGAUGAUGAAUACCAGAACUUCCUGGCUGAGCUUGGUGGUGGGAGUGCACCUGAGUCCAUGAACAAAUCUGGUGGUCCGAUGUUGGCUCUUACAGGAAGUGGUGGUAGCGGUGGUGCUUCUACUGGAACUGGGAGUAACCCGCCUUGGUCGGCCGGUGGUGGUGCCGCUUCCACUGGGCUCAAUGGUAUCAAGAAAGAUUAUGACGAGACAAAUCUUUAUAUUGGAUACCUGCCACCUACAAUGGACGAUGCAGGUUUAGUCAGUCUGUUUUCGCAGUUUGGGGAGAUUGUCAUGGCUAAGGUGAUCAAGGAUCGAAACACUGGACAGAGCAAAGGAUAUGGAUUUGUCAAGUAUUCAGAUGUGUCACAGGCCAAUGCAGCGAUUGCUGCAAUGAAUGGUCACCAUCUUGAAGGGCGAGUUAUUGCGGUUAGAGUUGCAGGAAAGCCGCCACAGACAGCACCAGCAGUGUCAGCACCCCCAUCAUAUCCUCCUCCGGAUCCUACUUCAGGUGGCUAUUCCUCCCAGUCCUACAUGGGGGCACCACCACCUCCUCCUCCAGGGAGUUAUGCUCCAGUUCCUUGGGGGCAGCCGCCACCAUAUGCUUCAUAUCCUCCGCCACCACCAGGCUCUGGUGUCUACAGUCCUGCACCCCCUGCACCAGGUCAAGCUGCCCCACCUCCGUAUGGGAUGCAAUAUCCACCACCACCACCACCCCCAGCAGCUCCAAUCCCUCCACCAGGCACUGCUCCAUCAAGUGAUGGAGCUCAGAACUAUCCACCUGGUGUAACACCACCAAGUUCUGGCUCAUCCACUCACCCUGUUGCAACAUCAGUAUAUGCAUCAUCUGGUGCACCAAAUGCACCAUCGAUAUACCCUCCACCACCUUAUAGUUAUUCCUCAUACUACCCUCCACCAUUUCAGCCACCACCUCCACCACCACCACCACCGGCUAGUGUUGAUCCCUCUCAGAGUAUUGCAACUGCACCUUGGCUAACCCACAGUGUGGUGGUGCCACCACCACCCACGAGUGUUGAUCCUUCUCAGAGUAUUUCAACUGCACCUUGGUUAACCCACAGCGCAGUGCCGCCACCACCACCACCUUUGUCCUCCACAACCGACCAGUCUACUGCUUCCUAUGGUGCCGAUGCAGAGUAUGACAAGUUUAUGUCAGAGAUGAAGUGAUACGAGCGAAGCUGGAUGAUUCUUCCAAUGAAGGGCAAAAGGUUCAUAGCUCCAACUCCAUGGUUUCCUGGAGCACUAAUGACCUGCUCCACCAACUCUACCAAAUUUUCUGGAGCUGUAGCAGUCCCUAACACCCCUUUAAUGAGUCUACACUGCAAAAGUUUCUUGGAGUCUAUAUUGUGCCAUAGUUAUUUAUUUUUCUUUCAAUAUCUUAUGGUUUUAUGGAUUUUCAUCCUUUUGCUAGAGGUAUUGUUUUUGUAUUAACUAUUAAAGCAAACACAUGUAUUGUCUCACUGAGGACGCUUAUUUAUGAUAAUAUCUUAUUGUUAAAAUGAGGUCAGGACUAACAUGCUCAUGCUUGUCUUAGAUGGUAAGGAAGUCAGUAGAACUCGAAGACAACAUUUCUUUUGAUAGCAUAUGAUAUUAUCAGAUUAUUUUUAUUGAGAAUGCCUGGAUUUUUUGGGGGAUCUGAUAUAUGAUGCACUUUCUCAGGCACUGCGGUUUAUACAGAAUUGUUUUUUAGACUAUGUGCUUUAUGCUCCCACCCCCUCUCUUUUCCAUACAAAAUGCUUGGUAUACUUAUUAUACCUCACCUUUUCUAUGUUGUCUUGACUUCUUGACAGGCUUGAUCUUUCUUGGAGCUUAUACCAACCUGAUUUAUUUCUUGUUGGAAGUUUCGGACUCACAUCUUAACCUUGCUGUGUGCUGUUGUGACCGUUGCAGAGGUUGCAUGCUUAAGAAGGCAUCAAGUAUUACUGGCUCAGCUGGCAUCAGAAUAUUUGCUCAUCUUCUUGGAACUAUUUUAAGGAAUCUUUUACUAAUGCUUUUGUUGUGAUGUCUAUUCUUGUUAUUAUUUGAGAUUACUCUGUGUUUUCACUUUAAUGCUCUGUUCUUUGUGACAUGUGUUAAUCUCACUUUAUUAUUCAUAUAUAUUAUUCUUCAUCUUGAUUUGGUAGUGCUAGCACUCCUCUCCAUCUGGAGCAGAAAAGCCUGCUGCUCCGUGCUGGUUGGUAUAACUUCAAAAAUUUAAAUGCUUGUUUGGUAUCUUCUGAUAAUCUGUCAUGCAUUUCUUUCUUACGUCUUCACCUAAGUUGUUUGGCAGUUGUCGUGACAGCUUGGCACAGGCAGCCAGAGUUUUUAGCACGUGAUGAAUGAAUAUCAGGUAUAAUGGAGGUGCUGUGAAUUGUUCUGUGAACCCAAUGUUUUCAUUUGGUUUCUGCACAAUUUUCUACUGACAAACAGUAACGAGUUUCCCAUUUGGUAGUUGAUGUGUGUGCAUUAGGGUAACCAAGCAUGCACGCAUGCUGGAAAAAAAUCUUUGAUGAAGAGCUUACAUAUAUAUUUUGCAUUGCUAAUGCUCUUUUAACAUCAUUGGAAUUUUUGUUUGCGGUUCAAGUAGGACAUGCUGGCGUGCAGAUCUAGUCUGGAGUCCUAUGCUCAAGGUGCAUACUGUCACAAUGAUAUUUGUGAGAUGAACUGAAGGUUUGGAGGUUGGCUCAGAUUAGUUUUUGCUAAGUAAAGUAGGAUAUUACCAUAAUCUUGUCCUAGUGAAAUAAUGCGAUAGUCAGUCCACAACCAGCAUUAAGUACCUUUAUCACGUUGCAUAUAUAUCAGUUUGAUGUGACCUCGUAUCUAGCAUUAGCCACCUCAAUUUGCACUACAAAUUUUAUUAAGCCUUCGAUUUCUUGUAUGAAAAAUGCUUGAGCCAACCUGGAUUACUGGUUGCAGCAAUGAGGAAUCCUAAAUCAAGUUUGUCAGCUGAGUGCACACAAUUAUUAUGGAUUAAUAUACUUUAUUC